Messenger RNA from Manis pentadactyla (Chinese pangolin), 2321 nucleotides. RefSeq names its product RAB27A, member RAS oncogene family (gene RAB27A). Gene Ontology annotation, molecular function: GTPase activity; GTP binding. The transcript is spliced from 6 exons. The coding region runs from base 573 to 1235 and encodes 220 amino acids. The record is from RefSeq and is a predicted model, not a curated record. Gene Ontology annotation, cellular component: secretory granule; melanosome. Gene Ontology annotation, biological process: positive regulation of exocytosis; melanosome transport. Lineage: Eukaryota; Metazoa; Chordata; Mammalia; Pholidota; Manidae.
GCAGGGCGGCACCCUGGCAACCGGGACCUGCGCGCCCACACGAGAGGUCCCCCAGCCUAGGACCGCCUCUGCCUCCGUUUCCGCCCUGUGCUCUCCAGAUCCUCCGUCACUGACUGCUCAGAGGGCAUGCUCACCACUUCCCUGAUCAUUUUCCCUUUUUAGGAUUAAGACUUCUUUCUGCCCAUCUUUUGCUAUUAUUCCCUUCCUCCUCCCUCUGACUUAGGUUGAUUUAUAGCUAGAGCUCAGGGAACUGCAUAUGUGACUGCUGAUGAGUCACGCAAAGCCCAUUAAAAACAAAGCUGAUUUUCCCAGAAGCCAUCAUUCAUUUGCAAGAGUCACCUUCCUGCUUGCUUCCUCGCGCCUGGCGCUGCUGUGGCGUGGCGGGAGCCCUGCCCCCCUGGGAGAGCAGAGGCAGGUUCAGUGGGGGCAGGAGGUUGGGAGGUGGUGAGAGCUGGGCGCUGCUCAAGAGAUGAGUUUGCAUCGCUGCUGCUUCUCUGGAUGCAAGAGCUACUUUGCGCCAACACAGACACAGAUUGUGCUUCCAAAUUCUGUGAUCUACUGAGUUCUUCAUUAUGUCUGAUGGAGACUAUGAUUACCUCAUCAAGUUUUUAGCUUUGGGAGACUCUGGUGUAGGGAAGACCAGUGUGCUUUACCAGUACACAGAUGGUAAAUUUAACUCCAAAUUCAUCACAACGGUGGGCAUUGAUUUCAGGGAAAAGAGAGUGGUGUACAGAGCCAAUGGGCCAGAUGGAGCCAUUGGCAGAGGCCAGAGAAUCCACCUGCAAUUAUGGGACACAGCUGGGCAGGAGAGGUUUCGUAGCUUGACAACAGCAUUCUUCAGAGAUGCUAUGGGGUUUCUUCUGCUUUUUGAUCUGACAAAUGAGGAAAGUUUCCUCAAUGUCAGAAACUGGAUAAGCCAGCUACAAAUGCAUGCAUAUUGUGAAAACCCAGAUAUAGUGUUAUGUGGAAAUAAGAGUGAUCUGGAGGACCAGAGAGUAGUAAAGGAGGAGGAAGCCAGAGGACUUGCAGAGAAAUAUGGAAUCCCCUACUUUGAAACUAGUGCUGCAAAUGGGACAAACAUAAGCCAAGCAAUUGAGAUGCUCCUGGACCUGAUAAUGAAGCGAAUGGAACGGUGUGUGGACAAGUCCUGGAUUCCGGAAGGAGUAGUGAGGUCCAAUGGUCACGCCUCUACAGAUCAGUUAAAUGAAGAAAAGAAGGGGGCAUGUGGCUGUUGAAAAAUCAAAGGAGAUACACAGUAUUUCAGGUGGCCUAUGCCUGUGAUCUUCUCUAUGGCUGAUACAUGACACAGAGAGAUUAACAGACAUUGUGUACACACGUCUCACCAUUCCAAUUAAGCCUAUUAAUAAGCAUCCAGUUUUAAAAGUAAUUUGCUGCAGCUUUGUAAAUAUUUCCUUAAGAUUCAGCCUGAGAGGAGAAAUAUUUCACAUAAGCCAAAAGUGCCUUAUAAAAUCUUAGCUCAUGGCAAUAGGUCAUUCAGGGAUUCAGGAUUUUGUAGCCACAGGAGAGUGAAUUUGUUACAUAGAAUGAACGAAGAUACUGUCAUUUGCCUUAACAAAGAGCCCCAGAGUCUCACAUUCAAGAUCUUAGAUGCAAUUAUGAAACUAUCAAUCUUUAAUUCAAAUUAAAAAACUCUACUUGUACCAUAGGUAACCUUCUAAAUGCCAUCAAAACCACUUGGAUAUUAAAUAAGAAUAUAUACAAACUUCUGUUCAAUGUCCUUGAGGAUUAAUUUAUGAAAGCGUUCUCUUUAAAAUGAAUAUGGACAAAUUAUGGCCAUUAUCUACAGACUCUGGAUAAACUGGAUUGACUGAUUAUUCACCCACUGUGACUCUAGUUGGUGGGAGAGGGAUUGUGGGGUAAGGAUAGGGAUAGUUUAAUGAAGUAUGAACAAUUGAAGUAGGGCUUCUGGCUUCCUCUAUAUUCCCGUUGCUCUGAAGGGUUGGUUGAAGAGUCAGAGAACUAGAUUUUUAUGGCUUUAGUUCACUGUGAUCUGUGCAUUUAUACAUGGCCUACAUACUGACCACAUGUGAACAUAGCUUUAUGCUGAAGUUAUUUGUGAUGUAAGUAAACAUUUAGCUCUUUUUCUUCAUAUUUAUAAUGUUAUUCUACAUCCUCAGACUGCAAUUUCAAUUAGCUUGUGAACUAAUAUUCUGUCUUCACCAUCAGGCUCUGUACUGUUGAUAUUUGCAAUAUGUUUUAUUUUUAAUGGUGAAAUUGAAGGAAUUUGAUUUUAAUUACAUACGAUGUCUGUUUGCUAUUUGGUGGAAGAUAGAUGUUUGUAUUUAAACAGCUUCAUUUGU